Messenger RNA from Ceratitis capitata (Mediterranean fruit fly), 9642 nucleotides. Its product is annotated as homeobox protein 5. The transcript has 12 exons. Gene Ontology annotation, cellular component: transcription regulator complex; histone deacetylase complex. Bases 2476 to 8601 code for a protein of 2041 amino acids. Gene Ontology annotation, molecular function: transcription corepressor activity. The record is from RefSeq and is a predicted model, not a curated record. Gene Ontology annotation, biological process: negative regulation of DNA-templated transcription; regulation of transcription by RNA polymerase II. NCBI's taxonomy places the organism in Eukaryota, Metazoa, Arthropoda, Insecta, Diptera, Tephritidae.
AUUAUGAAAGACCGUUAAUUGAAAAUUUUUAAUUAAUAAAAUCAUAACAAAUAACAGAAAUAACAUUACAAAAUUACAUACUUGCAGUUGUUUACAGACAAAUGUAAAUAUGUGUAAGUGUACAUACAUAGAAAUAAACUGAUAUUGUGUAAUAAACAUAUUAAGCAAAAAAAAAACUUAAUUAUUUCUACAAUAAAAACAAAGAAAAAACGUUUAGCAUAUGAAGUAACGGGUAAAUGCAAUUAAUUAAAAAUAAUCAUUAUAGUUUAUUGUGCGUGUGUGUGUAUUUUAGGCAUAUCUGCAUACGUGAAAUAAUUAUUAAAGUACAUAAAUAUACAUAAUUAAUGAAAAACAUGAGUUGAAAUGCAUUGAAAAAUAUUUCGCAUUUUACACUCCAACAAGCGAAAGGUCACAAAAAAAAAAAUAAAAUAUAAAAGUAUAAUAUUCAGAGAAAUAUAUGUUUAAUAUAUUCUAAGUCUUUGAACUGUUGAACUAUUAAUUUAAAAAAAAUAAAAUAAAAAAUAAAAAAAUUAAUAAUAAUAAUAAUAACUUAAAAUAAACGAUUUAGCUGAGAGGCGUGCCAUAAGUGACGCUAUGCAGGGUACAGUGCAACGGAGUGUGUCUAAUUUUUAAACUUUUUAUUGUACAUUUUAAGCCUAGACUAACGUAAUUUUACUCGAAAUAAACGACCGUCCUCUUUACAUUACAAAAUACAAGUAAAAUAAAAAAAAAAUAAAUCCAUAGAGAAAAUAUAUAUCAUAAGGCAAUUUAGAACUCUACAGUUAAUAUAGUAAAGCAAAGGAAAAACUAAGUUUUUCAACCAACUUUUAAAACGGCUGCGUAUGUAUGUGUACUUUUAAAAUAAAUAAAUCUAAGACUAAAUAAAAAAAUAUUUGAUAACAAAAUUCAAAAAAUUAUCUCUAAAGCGUGCAAAAACAUUAGACUGAAAUGUAUAAAUGUGACUCACACUUGAAUAAUAAACAAACAAACAAAAAAAAAAAAACACGCCAAGUCGGGGCAUAUUGGAGUACUUACCAAGUCAUAAAAUACAUUCAACUAUUAAUAAAAUUAUUAAACACAGCAGAAAGUGACAAAUAAACGAGAAUUUAAUUGCCACCAAGUGUUAAAAUGCAGAGUAGCAACAAAGAGCAGAAUGACUUACGAAAUGAAAACAAAAGCAAAUUAUUAUAAACAAUUAUGUGAAUUGUAUAAUAACAAAGUGAGGCAACAAAAAACGAAAACAAAAACAAAUGCAAAAGCUGGAAAAACAACUGAAAUGAUAUACAAUUUGGGAAUAAUAUGAAAAGCAAGCAGAAAAGCAUAAACCCACACACAUACACACACACAAAUGCAAACACACACAUACAUCCGCACUAAGAUUUUUAUGCAAAUCCCAAGAACGCACUCAAUUAAAUGCCUGAGAAAAUACGCUGAACGUACCUAAUUAAAAUACACAACCGUAUAUACUAGAGGCUUAUACAAGUUUUUACCUACGUGUACACAUGUGUGUGUAUAAAUAUGAAAAGUUAGUAUGAAUAUAUAUAUGAAUGCCAAGGAAAGAGAAUAGAGCAGCAGACAAGAGUGAAAAGUAUAAGAAACUGCAACUCAGUUAAACAAACUCUGAGGGAGAAGAAGUGUUAAGCACGCACGCCCACGCACAUACUUACUACAGCAUUCUCCUUUUCAUCACAAUACCGACUUCUCCACCCCCAUCUACACACCCCCGGCGCUAUUUCACGGACACAUUAAGAAAAUAAAUGCCGAGCAUAGCAAAAGAGGAGAUUGUUUGUUGUGAGCUAGCUGUCAGCGGCAGUUGCAGUCGCAGCAGCAGCGUCCACUAAUUAGUACGUCAAAGUGGUAGGACAACAAGCGAAAAAAAAAUAAAAAAAAUUAACAAGAAAAGCUAAAGGAUAGUGAGCAAUUAAAACUCCAGGCGAAAAAGUGUAGAGCAAAUCAAACAUAUAAAAAUAAACAAAUACGUUAAAUCGAGUAUAAUCAGCAGCAUGAAUAAAGGCGUGAAGUAAUAACAUUAAAUAAAUAUCAAAAUAUCAAUUAGUAGAAAAUUGAAUAAACAAAUACGAACACACACGUGCAAUAAUAGGCAAGAGACGGUGGCACAAAAAGUACACACGAACUAAAAUAUACGCGCGCUUUGACGUCAGCAGUGGUAGUGGCAGUGUUAGUGUCAGCAGUAGCGCCGAUCAUCUGGUACAGUUCGAUCGAUGUGGCAAGCAGCCUAGGCAGCAGCGCAGUAAGCAUAACCGCGAGUGCGACUGCAACCGUAAAGGUAGCAGCAACGCCAUCGUCUCACUCGUUCAAUAGCCAAUGCAUCAGAAAUCGAGGAUUUUUGAUUUUGUUCCUUCUCCACCAUCACCACAACCACAACCAAUACCACCAAAACCACCAAUACCAUUACAACCACAAAUACCACCAACAAAAUAAUAACCAUCGCUACCACCAACACCAUUCACAACGAUGGCUACCAUAAAUUCGGUACCGAAGAGUAUACACUUGCCAUUAACGAGCUUGUCGUCGCCUCGUGUUUUAAUGUGUAGUGCCUCAGUCGGCACCGAAGGUUCCGUCACACUACAAUUGAGAGACUCGUCCGAUUCCAAUCAGUCGCCGACGCAAACUUCUUUAGAAAAUGCCUUGACCAUUGGCUAUCCCGAUCCGGAGAUGUUGGCCGACGUAUUCGGUUCACUGCAGACAGCCUCUUUCAAAAAUCACAGCAGUGCGUUAGUCUCAGCGUCACCCACAACAACAACAACAAUAACAGCAAAUCAUAGUAGUAGCAGCAGCAAUUCCAAUAACAAAACCGCAAUAAACAACAGCAACAAUACAAACAGCACGACGUGUAGUAGCAUUAGCAACAACACCUCUGCCCCCUCCCCCGCACCAGCUAGCAAAAUCUCAAUAAGUCGUCGUAAUCAAACUACAUCGACAACAGCCACGUCCACCCCAGCGUCCGCACCGGCCAAUGCGUCGACAACAACAGCGACAGCAACAGCAACGGCAACAGCGACAGCGACAGCUGCACACACGUCGAACAAAGCAGGCGUGCAAACAGUGUCCACAGCAACAAAUACCACCAACAAAACGACCAGCAGUUACGUGAAAAAUUGUCUCAUACGCAGCAGCAGUUGCAGCAACACCAACAACGUCACUUCGCUGGCACAGAUAAUGAGCAAUAGCAGCACCAGCAGCUCCUCAUCGCUUCUGAAUCACAGCAAUACGAAUAGCAACAGCAAUUGUAGCAGUAACAGCAACUUUAGCUCGUCAAGCAGCAGCAACGAUAGCAUCGUCAGUGUUAACAGCAAUACCAGUGGUGGUGGCGGUGGCGGCGGCAGCAGCGGCGGUGGUGUGCUGAAAAGUGCGACUAGCAGUAAGGGUGCCGCAACGGGUGGUGCGUCAAGUGCGACGUUGAAAAAGAAUCGUGCCAAAUUGUCCUCACCAACACGGCAUGGGCCGCAACAGUGUCAGAUUUGUAGUAAAAUCUUUGGAAAUGCGUCAGCGUUGGCAAAACAUAAACUGACGCACAGCGACGAGCGGAAAUACGUGUGUGCGAUGUGUUCAAAGGCAUUUAAGCGACAAGAUCACUUAAAUGGCCACAUGAUGACACAUCGCAAUAAGAAACCUUACGAAUGCAAAGCUGAAGGUUGCGGCAAAUCAUAUUGCGAUGCACGUUCCCUGCGACGCCACACUGAAAACCAUCAUUCGGGUAUUAUAACGCCACAAAAUCAAACACUCUCACCAACCUCGGGUACACCGAAUGGCCUAAGUCUUUCACCGGCCACAGCAAGUGGUGAUGCCAGUUCGCCGGAUGGCGCAACUUGUAUACGUACAUACAUUUCCACUGGUGGUACUGUUGUUGAUGCGGCCACCGGCAUUACACUUACGGAGGAACAAAUAAAAGCAAUAAAUUUGCCGUUGAAAACAGGCGUCACUUUGCUUUCACCCACAUCAACAUCGUCGGCAUCAUCGGCCAGCGGUGUAUCGCUACCCGCCUCAUCACCUACAAUUGCCCUCACCGAGACAAGUCUGGUGGAUGCCGGCGAAGGUCUAACGCGUGAACAAUUAGAUUUGAUAAGUAAAAUUAUGCAACAGACGAAACAGACCAGUGCACAGGUGACAGUGUCGUCGCCCACAAGCGUGAAUUCAUACAAAGUGGACACGAAUCCCUCGUCGGCAGCACUUGGCCUGAUGGGUCAGCAACAUGGAACGAGUGGCACAGCGAGCAGGCCGCGUACAUGGAAUAUGCAAUUGUUAAACACCGCACAGAACGUAUCCAUUUCUGUUGACGAGACUAAUUCCGAUACAGCGUCCAGCACAGCAACAUCGCCCAUCGAAGCCAAGGAGGAGGAGAUAAAUCAGCAAUUUGUGACGGCGAUAAAUCCUCAUCUACUGAAUAUCGUCAAGAUGGAUCAGAAGCAAGUUGAAUGUAAUUUGUGUCAUCGUAAGUUCAAGAAUAUACCCGCACUCAAUGGGCAUAUGCGACUCCAUGGUGGUUAUUUCAAGAAAGACCCCGAAACUAAAAAGAACGAAAAGAAAGAGCCCAGCGGACCGCCGCUACAGACAGCCAGUAUUGGCGUACGCGCAUUAAUCGAGGAGAAAAUCAUUAGCAAACGCAAAGAUAUGAACAAGGGUGCCUUCGUAGUUCCUGCACCACCCAGUAGUGUAUCCAGCACAUCCACAAUCCGCCGAUCGAUUAGCGAUCUAGAAAGUUUCCUUAGUCCCAAAUCACACAACAAUAACAACAACAACAACAACAACAAUAACAACAACAACAACAACAACAAUAGUAGUAGCAAUGGCAGUAACAGCAACUCUACAAAUCAGAGUUCGUCCACCGCCUCAACAACAACAGCCAUGCUACCAUCUGCUGCAACAAUCAAAAACUAUAAUGGUGGGACAUUGGGCUUGCAGCAAAUCGGAAUGUCUCACGGUAUCGAGAUAUUCAGUACGAAACAACAAGACAAGAAUACUGGUAGUGCGGGCCACGGUAUGGGUCUGGGCUUGAGUGCAGCUCUGCAAGCCAACAAUGCAACGAUGAAUACGUCAACGAUGAAAUCAACAGCAACGACAACAAUUACAACGACUACUAAGGGCACCUCUACCGAUCCAAAAGACUCUACGCUCAUUGAAUUAUUGAAGCGUGGAACGCGCAUAGCCGUCACUGCCAAGAAGCCAAUAAAUAGUACAAACACAAUCACAAAUAUGGGAGGUAGCAGCAGUAAUAAUGGCAAUGGCAAUGGCAAUGGCAACGGCAAUGGCAACGGCGGAUCCCGUCAGAUAAUCACAAACAACAAUCGCACUGUGAUUAUACCGUCCGACGUACAGAUCUUACCCACCCGCAAGUCGAGCGCAUCGAAUUCGUCGCGAUCCGCUGCGCCCGCCAGUCUAGCUGACACUAUGCCACUUUCGCUUACUAUAGCGCAGAAUGGCACUGGAGGCAGAGGUAUAGGUGGCGACGUAUAUACCGUUACUUAUAGCAGUGACGGGACGGGGUUCUUUGAGGACGCCGACGUGUAUAAUGUCGCCGAUACGGAUAUGCUGUUGCAGACGGUGGAUUCGAUGCAAUUACUCAAUGAUGACUCGCAACAAUUGAAAAGUGAACAUUCCGAACAGUUUGGCACUGUGACUGGUAUAGGGAUUCAGGCCGAGGGCGAUCAAAAUGACAAUAAUGGUAAUUGCAUACAAGCGGAAUACUUGAAAUUACAAGCCGAAGGUAGUAUGAAUGCCAUGCCCACCACCACUUUACCCACUUUCCAACAAUUUCAUUCCAAAGAGUUAAUCAUGCAAAACAGUGCCCAGAUUCAGGCUGUGACUAGCAUGCGAAACCAAACGCAUCAACUGGGUACAAUAUCCUCACCGAUAAAUUCCCCGCUCGCCUAUCCUACGCCACCUUCCAGCCAUGAAAACAUGACACAGUCCUCGCCAUAUGUAGACGAUGGACAACAGUAUGUAGAAGUGACGAACAAUUUUUUCAAUGAUAAAUGCUCCGCGGAUUUCCUAACGCAGUCAGCCACUGAGGUGACAUUCUUCAAGAACAACGACACCCAGAACGAACUCACAGAUACCGAAAAGAUAUUGAAGUUGAAGACCGUUUUGGAGGAGAGCGCAUUUGAUGGUUCCAUUAAGGUUGAAGACUUACUGAACGGUACACAAGAUGACGACACCGAAUGUGAUUUGCGCGACUUUGCUGAGUCCAAUCUCGCCUUUUUGGACGAGGACCAGGAGUUUAUGAAUGACUCGCGUAAUGCAACAUCGCCUUUGCCUGAAUCAUUUUUCACCGGCAGUAUCGGCACCGAUGACGAAGUGAAAGAGGUACUGCGUGAUGUAUUGCCCGACGAGAAUAUCAAUCUGCCGUGCGAAGAACAGUCGGCUGAAAAUAUGAUAGAUUUGUAUUACUUGCCCGGUUUGGGUCUGCAAUCACAAAUGAUGCCGAACUCGGAUGAUCCGCUGCUGUCCUCCUCGCCGCGUGAUUUCGGACAACAGAGAGCUCAAGUCAUACAGACCACACAGCAAGUACAAGCCCACCAACAACAACAGCAGCAGCAACAGCAGCAAACAGGAACACACACGCAGCAGCACAUACAGGAGACGGCGCAGCAGUUACUAUUCGCCCAGCAAAUCGAGCAACAAAUGCAACAACAUCAGCAACAAAUGCCAACAGGUGGCAAUUGUGUCAAUAGCAAUCAGUUGGCAAUCGCAAUUCAGCAAGCUGCUGAAACCAAUGCCACCCUGCAGUAUAACCUACAAAACCUAGCACAAGUACAAAACCAACAACAAUAUAUUGACAUCAAUACACCGAUCCAGCAUAUAGCCACAAUGGAUAGCGGCAUGCUGCAGCAACAGUUGGUAUUCACAGGCUCGACAGACAAACAGGAGAUCCACAUAAAUGGACAGCAAGUCGAUGUGGGUCUGCUCUCUGCUGGCGGCAGCAUUCAAACAGACACAAACAUUUACUUCGCCAGCAACUCCAGUAAUUCCACCAGCUCCUUGACCACAUUGCAACAGAAUGGCCAUCAAAUAAGUGCUUGCAAUAUUACAAAUGCUUCGAGCAGAUGCCUACCACCUGUCGCAUCCACGGUCAUUUCAACCCUGCAACCGCUCUCCAAUCAAACUAAUUCCAUAUUGAAACGGCGUUUGCGACCGCAAAAUCCCAAUGAUUGCAGUAAUUCACACAGCUACGCUAAGUAUCAUCCGCUUUCGCCGUACCGCUCAAAGCUGCGAAAGCCGUCACGCACACACUACACUCCUGCGCCAAUACUCAAUCCCGAACGCAAGGGUGUCGGGCUGUACUGCACUGUACGUAAACAACUCAACACAGGACUGCUCGGUUUCGAUAGUUUCAACGAUGACUACGACGAUGCGGUCGGGUUGGUGGACUUUUCGGAUGAAUCUAAAGUCAAUUUGGGUUCAGCUUAUCAAGCGCAAUUGCCACCCUGCCGAGAGCGUAUACAUAGUGCAGGUAGUGACGCCGCAACCGAUGGUGAAUUGUAUAAAAUGAAGUCUUGUUUUGAUGUCGAGGAGCCCGUGGGUGCGGAACAAAUGUGGGAUCCAACUGUACAAACGGACGAGAGAAUUUUAAUGCGCUACAUUGACCUGAGCAAAUCAUCGGCCGUGCCUUUGGGCAGUCACUCGGAAGAGGUGGCAUUGCAAACACUGCUCAAAGCACGUGGCAACAUGGCGGCAGCGGUACUUACGCUAUUGCAAACGCAAUCGAAUGCAUUCCAAAUGAAAUGGUCCGCAGCGGAAUUGGAGGUGUUCCUAAAGGGUUUGGAACGUCAUGGUAAAGACUUUGGACGCAUUUCGCUAGAGUUGGGUACGAAGACAACGGGCGACUGUGUGCAAAUGUAUUACUUUUGGAAGAAGCUUUGUGUUGACUACAAAGUGUCGCAUCUGAAGACCGAAACGCCACAGCCGCCACCGGCGAACGAUCCAAAGCCAUACGUAUGUGAAGUACCGGAUUGCUCUGCGAGCUUUACCUCCAAAGCUGCCCUGCAUGGCCACACACGCAUACAUACGUACGGUCGAAAUGCCAGUAGCCAUCAAAAUAGCAUCAACAACAACAGCAAUAAUAAUAAUAACAAUAAUAGUAAUCAUAACCAUCACAAUUACAACAAUAACGCUUCAGGCAACAACACUAAUACAAAUAGCACCAUAAUAAGCGGCUCAGCAGGCGUCGCUCAACAGACCACCGGCGUUGGUACAUCGCAAACGCAUACGCAAGCGAGCGGCGGUGGUGCCAACGGUGUAUUACUUAAAGACGCUAGUCAAAGCGGCGCGGGCACUGCUGCUAGCAGCACCACCAACAAGGAUAUCGAUUUCCCCUGCAAGGUGUGCGGCAAAGUUUUUAAUAAAGUUAAAAGUAGAAGCGCCCACAUGAAAACGCAUCGCGUACAGGAGCAACAGCAGCAACAACAACAGCAACAACAACAACAACAACAGCAGCAGCAGCAACAGCAACAACAAAAAUUAGCUACUGAAACUGUGAACGCGUCGAACGGUGCAGUGACACCUGCGCCGGGACAAAAACUGCAAAAAAGUUGUAAUCAAAAUCAGCAGCAACAGCAACAACAACAACUAUUACAACAAUAACAAAGGGCAGUAGUGGAAAACCCGUGAAUUUACAUGUCCCAAUCCUAACCCAGUUGUAUAACCUUGAAAAGGUCGCAAAACAUUUGUAGCAACAACAACAGCCUAUGAGCCGACAACCCAAUUAUCCAAACCCAAAUCGAAAUGAAGAAAAAAAAAACUAAAAUACUAAAUGACCAAAAUUGCAAAUAGCUGUGGUAAACAAAACAAAAAAAAAUAAAAAUAAAAAUAAAAAUAAAACAAAAACAAAACACAAGUAAGCAAAAAGAAAAACUUUAUAUGUAUUAGUAAAUCUGCAAGUGUGAGAAAAACCAUUGGAAAUUUGAAAUCGACAAUCGAAGUGUUAUUGCAACGUAACCUUAAAGUUAAUUAAUUAAUAUAAAUUAAAUAAUAAAUUAUAUUUCAAGUUAUUAUAAAAGAAAAGCAGUUGCUAAAUGAACAGUGUAUUAUAACGGUAUAAAAUGUAUACCUGCAACAUUUAACAUACAUACAAAUUAAUUUUUGUAUGCUUACAAAAAUUGAACUUAAUUUGAAUGGAAACAUAAACACUAACUAAUAUGAAGCAAAGAGAGAAAGAGAAUUAACUAAAACUCGAAAUACACGUAUUCUUCUAUACAGUUCUCGAAGCUUUUAUUCGAUGUGGUUAUUCGUUACAUACAUAUAUAUGUGUAUGCGUGUAUAUAUGUAGAUUGUCAUUCGAUUUUAUUGCGUUGAAAAUGGAGGUUUUACUAUAGAUUUAAAAUACAAUUUAUAUCUACAAUAAUUACGAGCAAAUUGUGUGAAUAAAUGUGCUAAUUGUGAAGUUAGUCGUCAUUAAGUUAGCGAAAUACAAAUGUAUUCGCUGAAAGCAUAGAUCAAUAAUUUAGGAAACACACAGGAAGUAAGAGUGAAUAAACAUGUUUUUGAAAUGAGAGAAAGAGCAGAGUUGGAAAGCAAAAGUGGGCAUUUGAAAGUAUUUCCUAAACAGCAAAACCAAACCGCCGAUGAAAUUAAAUUAAAAAAAAUAUAUACAUAUAUAUAAAUAUAUAAAUAUAUUAUUGUAUU